Molecule: messenger RNA, 2778 nt
Organism: Olea europaea var. sylvestris
Lineage: Eukaryota; Viridiplantae; Streptophyta; Magnoliopsida; Lamiales; Oleaceae
Product: auxin response factor 18-like
Exons: 4
Coding region: 519-2564 (681 amino acids)
Biological process (GO): response to hormone; regulation of DNA-templated transcription
Cellular component (GO): nucleus
Molecular function (GO): protein binding; DNA binding
Source: RefSeq, a predicted model, not a curated record
UAACAGUUGCUCGCCCAUUUCCAUAUACAGAGAGAGUGGAGAAGAAAUUUUUGACUGUUUAUAGUGAGACAAGAGUGAGUGAAUGAGUGGAGGAGAAAAUUUUGCCUGUUAUAUAGUGAGAAAAACAGAGUGAAUGAGCAGUUUCGGUGAAUCAAUAAUAAUUGUAGCACCAUUGUGAGGCGAUGUUUUCGUAUGGAAACAGUUGUAUUCCUGUAUUAUCUGAAUCUCACGUCAAGCAUUUGUUUUGUUGGAUCUCAGAGUUGUAAAAUGCUAGCAUUUUAAACUCUUCGUCUGUUCUGCAUGUAUUCACUCACUCUGAAGCUCCAAAAAUUAUCCAUGUAAGUUUGAGUAUUUGGGAUUUAUUUUGGAGAUUAUGAGCGGAUAUAUUGUAAUUUUCAUUGCCAAGUUCUUUUAUUUGCUUUAUAGUUAAUGAUUAUUCCUGAAAUUUAUCUCCUUUUGAUUGUCUACGGCAUUGAUUGAAAAAAUAAAAGUUGGAGUUCAAGAAUUGUGUUUGGAAAAUGGAAGGGGUGUUUGAGAAAAGUUUGGACUCGGAAUUAUGGCAUGCUUGCGCGGGAGGAAUGGUUCAAAUGCCGUCAGUGAACUCUAAGGUAUUCUAUUUCCCACAAGGCCAUGCAGAGCACACACUCAUGGAAUUCCCAGCCUUGCCGAGAAUUCCGCCUAUGAUUCUCUGCAGGGUUGCGGCUGUGAAAUUUUUGGCAGACCCUGAAACAGAUGAAGUUUAUGCCAAAAUGAGGUUGAUCCCAGUUGUGAAUAGUGAUUAUAGUCUCGAUGAUGAUGUGGGGUUGGGAGGAAAUGGAUCUGUAAUGAAUGAAAAACCCACUUCUUUUGCAAAGACAUUGACUCAAUCUGAUGCGAACAAUGGUGGGGGUUUCUCUGUUCCGAGGUACUGUGCAGAGACUAUAUUUCCUAGGUUGGAUUAUUCGUCUGAUCCGCCUCUCCAGACUGUGAUUGCUAAGGAUGUUCAUGGGAAGACUUGGAAGUUUAGGCAUAUCUAUAGGGGGACGCCGAGGAGGCAUUUAUUGACCACUGGGUGGAGUUGUUUUGUUAAUCAGAAGAAGUUGGCUGCAGGAGAUUCGGUCGUGUUUUUGAGGGCCGAAAAUGGGGAUAUCUGUGUUGGGAUUCGGAGGGCCAAGAGGGAUGGCAGCAUCGGUGGCCAUGAAUCUUCAUCUAGGUGGAAUUCUAGUGGUUGUGCUGGAAAUUAUAGAUACUUUUCUGCAUUUGAUAGCAAGCUGAUGCACAGAAGCGGCAAUAAUGGGAGCCUAAGGGCGGAGAGGAGCAAAGUGAAGCCUGAAUCAGUUAUGGAGGCUAUAUUUCUUGCCACCAGUGGCCAGCCUUUUGAGGUGGCUUAUUACCCGCGAGCAGGCACGCCGGAGUUUUGUGUAAAGGCUUCCUCCGUCGGUGCUGCGAUGAAGAUCCAGUGGUUGUCCGGGAUGAGGUUCAAGAUGGCUUUUGAAACAGAGGAUUCUUCCCGGAUUAGCUGGUUUAUGGGUACUAUAGCUUGCGCUCAGGUUGCUGAUCCCGUUCGCUGGCCUAAUUCAUUGUGGCGACUCCUUCAGGUGAGAUGGGAUGAACCGGAUAUGCUACAAAAUGUAAAACGUGUUAGCCCUUGGCUAGUCGAAAUGGUCUCAAAUAUACCUGCCAUUCAUCCCUCACCCUACUCACCACCACGAAAGAAGUUUCGUUUACCACAUCAUCCCGUCUUUCCGCUUGAUGACCAGUUUCCAAUGCCGUCAUUUACAGGCAACCCUCUUGGGCCAAGCGGUCCCUUACGUUCUCUAUCCAAAGACAUCAAUGCAGGCAUACAAGGAACCAGGCAUGCUCAGAUUCGAGCCCCGAUCUCAGAUCACCUUAACAAUAAACUGCAGUUGGGACUUUUACCCCCUAGUUUCCCGCGGCUUGAUCUCCAUGCUAAAAUUGCUGAUGGUAUUGUCAGAAGCCACGAUGGUAAUGAAGAUAUUUCUUCCUUGUUAAGCAUGGGGAAUUCUAGUCAGAAAUCCAAGAAAGCUGAUACUGUAAUGACACCCCGAUUCAUCCUGUUCGGUCAGCCAAUACUCACCGAGCAACAAAUGUCUCGUGACUGCUCAAGUGACGUUUCUGAAGUAUUAUCAGGAAAGAAUUCUCCAAGUCUCCCAAAAAGUUUGUCCAGUACCAAACAGGGCUUUCAUGCAGCAGAGCUUGGAUUGGGCACAGGGCACUGCAAAGUAUUCUUGGAGUCAGAUGAUGUGGGUCGGAUUCUCCAAUUAUCCGCUCUUGUAUCAUAUGAAGAACUAUACAAAAUGCUUGGAAACAUGUUCGAGAUUGAAAGAUUAGAGAUGCUGAGCUACGUGUUCUAUCAUGAUGUAACUGGUGCUGUUAAACAAGUUGGAGAAGAACCAUUCAGUGAGUUCACAAAGAAAGCAAAAAGAUUGACAAUUCUAAUGAAGCCAGGCAUUAGCGACGUAGAAAGGAAAUUGAUUACUGGUCUGCCAACUUCUGAACGAGGACUAGAUUCAUCAAACCAGACAGGUCCUCCUUGGGCAUAUUUGCUCAGUACGAGCAUUUAAAUUGAUGUGAUAAAGUCUGGACGAAUUUCUGGUUUUCUUCUGUUUCUUUAUGAACUCAACUUUGAAAAAAUUUCUACAUACGAUUAUAUGGUCUUUUUGUGACCAUUGAAUUCUUUGGAUGUACUAAGCUCGAUCCAAAUUUCUGUCCAAAGGUUUCGAUGGAGAAAAUUGAUGCCUAAUUUGUAGCCAAAAGGUGAAUGAUAUUGUUCCCCUA